Molecule: messenger RNA, 2355 nt
Organism: Blastomyces dermatitidis ER-3
Lineage: Eukaryota; Fungi; Ascomycota; Eurotiomycetes; Onygenales; Ajellomycetaceae
Product: N-acetylglucosaminylphosphatidylinositol deacetylase
Exons: 3
Coding region: 1010-1957 (315 amino acids)
Biological process (GO): GPI anchor biosynthetic process
Cellular component (GO): endoplasmic reticulum
Molecular function (GO): N-acetylglucosaminylphosphatidylinositol deacetylase activity
Source: RefSeq, a predicted model, not a curated record
CAUUUAGUUAUUUAGACCAAAUUUAGCAUGGAAAGGUUUUGUACUUUUUUCCUAGAUACACAACCUAUUUGACCUCUCGAGUCUCAAGGACAGGGGGAGGAGUAGUAGUAUUUAUUUAGUAGCAAAAGGCUUUUUUGCCUUAUCAAGUGAGAGAAGGAGACAUGAGAAUGCCAACUAAAUAGGUGCGGGAAUUCAGGCUUGCAGUAUUUAACUAGUUAUAUCCUCCGAAUCUAUUCUUCAUAAAUGGAGAAAUUAUCGAUUUGCAGGCAUCUUUCAUCAUCUUCAUUUAGAACCUGCAACUUCUUAUAAGUAAAUAGAUAGUAUAAGUAGUCAAUCUCAUCCUCUCUAUAUAUACAGACAAGGCAGUCAAUGUCAAUAAUGAAACCAUACCGUCAUUCCAGCAUGAGCGAACUUAAAACUAAACCAUCCAUUUAACUAGUGUCCAGCUAAAAUCCCGACAAGUAACUAGUUAUUUAUUUAACUAGAAGCCAUCGUAUCGUAUCGGCAUUCGUGACUAGCGAGCUCUUCGCUCUUCUCCCCCCCUUUCUGCCUUGAUAGAUUGAAACCUUGAAGCCGAUCAUGCCACGUUACCCGUUCGCGCCAUCCACUGGCUCUCCCCAAUGGAUGCUGAGAUAAAGUACUGAUUGAUAUCUUUCAAUUGAUUGAUCCACGGCAGCUCCCUCCUCUAACUGUUUCUCCCGCGAAUUGAGGCGAGGGGAGAGUGCGCGUUCCUUGAGUGGAUGAUUCGCGUGUCUGUCUGUUGAUUGAGGAGCGCGCAGUAUCGGGAUCGAUUCGUGCUUCCAAUCCAUUUAAUUUUUUAUUUUAUUUUUGAAGACUAGAUAUCGAAUUGGAUCUCCAACUAUCCUACUUCGCUGCCUCUUAUACGAUAUAAUUGGAACACCGACAGACAAACACCCUUCUCAUCCAGCCAACUAUUUAAUUUAAAUACAACGCGAAACUCCAGCGUCCUCAGGUUCCCUCCCGUCAGGACCGCGCAAAUAUCGCAGCCAUGGAUGAUGUCGACAUGAAUCCGACUUUCCUCACCUUCGCCCUUAUCCCUGCUUUCCUCCUUUUCUUCUGGACUAUCUCCUCGACAACCGCCUCGUCGUCCUUUGGCCUUUCAUUCCCUAGCGUGCGCAAUAAGAGGAUAUGUCUCUUGAUCGCCCAUCCAGACGACGAGGCAAUGUUCUUUGCGCCAACACUGAUAGCAAUGACACGGCCGGAGUUGGGAAAUCAUCUGAAGAUCCUCUGCUUGAGCUCUGGUGACGCAGCCGGCCUCGGCCCCAUCCGUAAAAAGGAACUAAAAGCCAGCGCCCUCCGCCUCGGCCUCCGCAGCGAAGCCGACGUCUUCGUCGUCGACGACCCCUCCCGCUUCCCAGAUAGCAUGACCGCAACCUGGUCCGCCGCCGACAUUUCCACCCUCCUCGCCUCCGCCUUCGCGCCCGACCUCCCCUCCACAUCCUCAUCGUCAACUAACGGCUCCUCUUCCAAACCAUCACCCAGCAAUAGCAACAAACCACCCACAGCCACAAUCGACAUCCUCGUCACCUUCGACCAGUCAGGCGUCAGUAACCACCCAAACCACCGCUCCCUCUACCACGGCGCGCGCGCCUUCCUCCAAAACCUCAUGAACGGCAAAAGCAGCUACGCCUGCCCCGUCACCCUCUACACGCUGACGUCCACAAGUAUCCUGCGCAAAUACAUCGGCGUGCUGGAUGCACCGCUGAGUAUGGUGCACGGGCUAGUGGGCGCGGUAUUUGACCGGAAACGGUCGGCGAGCACGGCCAGGGAGAGGCAGCCGAAACGGUUGCUGUUUGUCAGUGGGGUUACGGAUUGGGUGGCUGGGGUGAAAGCUAUGGUGUGCGCGCAUAAGAGUCAGAUGGUCUGGUUUCGAUGGGGGUGGGUGUCCAUUGGGAGGUACAUGGUUGUCAAUGAUUUGAAGCGGGAGACGGUAUGAGUUUCUAUAUCUUGGAAAGGGGUUUUGAGAGCUAUAGGGAGUCUGGAAGGAGGCGGGGGGAAGGGUGGAUGGAUUUGAAGCACAAACAUAUGCUGUUGUAAUAUUCCCCUUGUACCAUAGUAGAUGCUGUAAGUUUUCAUAUAUUAUACAUACUAUAUACGGCAUUUUAUAUAUAAUAUAACAUUGGUUAUCCUCUUUUUUAUUAUUAUUAUUGUUCUAUAGCUCAAGGUGGCGGCUAGUUCGGCGGAAUGUAUGCCAAAUGAACGGAGGUAAGAAAAUCAAGCGCAGUUUUAAACGCGCCUGAAAAACAAAAAUUAGAACGCUUCUAACACAGAUAUAUCCGGUUAUAAUAGUACAUUAUCCUAUUGCAAGCCCUGGAAUGCACAAGAGGAAGCAAA